This is a messenger RNA of Girardinichthys multiradiatus, 6334 nucleotides long. It is a transcript of the gene shroom2a, whose product is annotated as shroom family member 2a. NCBI's taxonomy places the organism in Eukaryota, Metazoa, Chordata, Actinopteri, Cyprinodontiformes, Goodeidae. The record is from RefSeq and is a predicted model, not a curated record. The transcript has 13 exons. Gene Ontology annotation, cellular component: cortical actin cytoskeleton; adherens junction; apical junction complex. Bases 337 to 5244 code for a protein of 1635 amino acids. Gene Ontology annotation, biological process: actin filament organization. Gene Ontology annotation, molecular function: actin filament binding.
GUGUGCCGCUCGUGCCACACUGGAUAUCGCUGUCCAUGGAUGGAGCUAGUUUAGCUUAGCUCAUUUAAACUUUCAGACGUGGAUCAGUCUCUCGUUGUAGGGCUGUAUGUAUGAAGCAGGACACGGGCUGAACUGUCGCAGUCCAAAACUGGACACAUUCUCGGUUAAAGGACCGGUUGGCACCUAACUAAGAAGACUGAGGAAUCCUUUGGCAACAAACUAUUAGAGAAGAUGAAGUAUGUAUAACGAGGUAAAGCUGGGAUAUAGCCGCCUGCCUCCCGACGAAGCUCUCCUGUUCACCACGGUUUAUCCAUAAGUUGAAUUUUCAGCAGAGUAAUGGAUGCCGAGGGAGCCACUUGUUAUCCGGAAGCCGAGAGUUUUUGGCAUGUGUCGCAGAAAUCUGGAGAUCUGGAUCAUAGGGCAAGAGAUGGAGAGAGCUGGAGGAUGGUGCCUGUGCUUUUAUCGGGAGGUGCACCCUGGGGGUUCACACUCAGAGGAGGUCUGGAGCAUCGGGAACCUCUGCUCAUAACAAAGGUUGAGGAAAGCAGCAAGGCAGCAGCUGUGGGUCUCCAAGUGGGAGACGAGCUCAUCAACAUCAACGAGAUUCCCCUGAGUGGCUACAGACAGGAGGCAAUCUGCCUCGUGAAAGGCUCCCAUAAGACCCUAAGUCUGGUAGUGAAAAGGAAUUUGAAAAUGGUGGAUAUUGUAGCUCAGAAAAUGCCUUCAGAGAAUGACGUGCAUGUGGCAAGAAGCUUUCUUACGAAGAUUUUGCGAAGUUCCAUGAGAAAGAACGGCUUUGAAGGACGGAAUGAGCCCAUAAGCAGGCCUCACUCCUGGCACUCCACCAAGUUCAAUGAAAGCCAAUCAGAAACUGGCAGAAGACAGUCUCCGCCCACCGCAGUGUGGCACCCCAGAUAUGAUGCAAGCUCAUCUGCUACAGAUUUAUCCUCUGGCUGGGAGCAGACAAAUUUGCGCAGAGUCUCUGACCAGUUCAGCUCUCUUGGCAGCAUGGAUAGUCUAGAACAUGUCCCACACUCAUAUCCUGCUGGUCGGAUGUCACCUGCUAAGUCGAACAACAGUAUGGAGCACCUGGGAGGAGGAAAACGAGACUCCGCUUACAGCUCCCUCUCUACAACCUCGAGCACGCCAGACUAUUCACUCUCAAGAAGCAAUGCUGCCUCGUCAGAGAACGUGGCCUAUAAGGUCGGUCAGUGGGAUGCAGGACCAAAACACAGCAAUGGCAGAAACAGCCAGAACCUGGCUGCUGAUGGGGGCAGACAGGAUGAAAGAGUCACAUAUUUUCAGAUGCCAGGAGUUAACUUUGGCCACAGUGGUCUACAGGCUGAGGAUUCACCAGGGUCACGGCACUCCACUUCAAGCAGAACCAGCUUCGGACCUGUGUGGAAUGUCCCUGAGAAAAAGAAGAGUGUUUCUCCUCCCCCUCCGCUUCCACCUGCACGCAGUGAUAGCUUUGCUGCAACCAAGGCACAUGAGAAAGGGAUGGUUAAAACUCACUCUGAAGAAUCUGAUUCCUCUCUGGCCCGUAAGGGGUCUUUUGAAAUUCGCCGCAGCCACAACAUUUCUCCAAAGAACGACAGUGAAAAUAUUUAUUUUGCAUCUGAUAAAUGCAGUCACACCCAGUUCAGCUCUAACAAGCAGUAUUCUUUCUACAACAGUGAUGUUGGGCAACAACAAGUUCCCCAUGUUAGCCAGAUCUUCCACCCAAGACAACAUAAUGACAAAAGCACUUUCCAUCCUCAGAACUGGUCCAUAUCUGUACCAAAGCCACAAAAUCUUGGUGGGUACCACUGCAGCUCGCAGGAACCUUCUACUAAUAGUGCUAGUCAGCACUCGAGCCAGAACCACAGACGAAGCUUAAGCACCUCUCUGUCUUCUACAACUACUAACCAAACCACAGAGACCACCGGACCGAACCGAUAUUACUGUGUCACUACAUCCAAUAAGGCCAUCACCUCAUCUUGGUCAGAUAUACCAAAUGAACGGAGGGCCGGUACUGGUGUAGAUCCAUCACAAACUGGACCUGAGCAGACAGCCACCAAAGUCAAGUAUCAUCUGCCUCAACUACAUCAAAACUCCUCUCACAACAAAGACAGCAAUGCUUACAGCAAGCACCCAGUGACCACUGUUCCUGAAACAUCUGUUCUUAAACACUUCUCUGAUGAUGGGGAAAGCCAGAGAGGACACAGCGCACAAAUGGCAAAUCCUUUAUACACAUGUGACCCUCCUAAAAAGCAGUCUGAGCAGAGGAGGUCUCUGCCUGCUCAGCUCAAAGACUCUCAAAAAGACAUUAGGCUUCAAAGCCAGAUGAGCAACAAGAUCUGCCCUCAGACAACCCCAAUGCUUCACUCCCUAUCCAUGAAUGUUGAAGGUCAAGAGGAGAAACCCAGUGGCCCAAACUCUGAGGAGUCCCUCGAAAGCAAGCAGGUAAAGUGCAGUGAGCGGUUUGCCACUACGCUGAGAAAUGAAAUCCAGAUGAGAAGAGCAAAGCUGCAGAAAAGUAAGAGUGCAGCUGCUCUCCCUGGGGCUGAGUGUGAAGCAGAAGAUCAAGAUUCAUGGAAAUCCACUAAAAAUUCCACCCCAACCUCUGCAGAUGGGUCCUUCUCUAACUUCUACAAAGAUCAUUUAAAGGAAGCACAAGCAAAGGUGCUCAAGGCUACCUCUUUCAGGAGGAGAGAUCUGGAACCUGUCUUGCUGGAGCACUCUGCAGCUGAGGCUCAGCCCAACUACCAGUCCUCAGCACAGGCCCGCAAAGAUGGCAACCCUCUGGCAACAGUCAUAGAGUCGGGAACAAAUUAUUCCACUGGUCACGUUACUCGUAUUGGUUACCGUAAGCGUUUCCCUACAGAAAAGAAGAUCCGGUCUUAUUCUGAACCAGAUAAAAUCUAUGAAGUUGGAGUUAAUGAAGGUCCACCUCCUACUGAAAAUGCUAACUCUUCACUAGAGCAGCAACUCUUAAAUGAAACUAUGAAGCCAGGAUUCCCUGAUUACAUGCCCCCUAAAAGCCAUUUAAAGUACCAAGGCAAAGAUCCGGCUUCUAACUGUGGGACUGAGGACACAAAGGAGGGAAUCAAGAGCACUAAGGUUUCUUAUUCUACACCAUCCUCUCAAGAUAAGCAACGACUCGGUACAUUCGCAGAAUAUGAAGCAAGUUGGAAAAUACAGAGCAAACAUCCAGAGAAAAAAGCCUCUGGACGGUAUCGUUCAGCCGAUAACAUCCUAGAUCCAGCAUCAGAGGACAGAACCCAGAGGACGUGUUUCCAUGGGAGAUCCAGAUCAUCGCCCUCAGCAGACAUGUAUGAACAGAAGAUUCCAGUUCCUGGAGCAAAGCCUAACACAGAAUAUUCCCAGACGAAGAGUGACCCUGCUGAAACCCUCAUCGCAGACACAAGGUUCUCUGACAACAGUUCAGGUGACUGCAAAGUGGGAGAAAAGCCAGCAGAGAUUGAGAUUUACUCAGCACCACCCCCUCUACUCAUGACAGGAGCCAAUCCGGACUGCAGACAGAGAUCUACUUCUGCUGCCACCAGGAACCACAAGUCUAUGUCUCCUUCUUCCAGUCCCAUUCAGCCAGGGGAACUCAGCCACACAGAGCCCCCAUCUGGACCAGGGAAGAAGCCUUCCUCCUCUGAACAUCCAGAAAUCAACUCCCAGAUAUCCUUCACCAAUUCCCAGAGUGACGUCCUCACCCAGUGCUCUUCGAACUUUGAACCUAAUCCCACCUCCUCUGCAAAGACAGAUUCUGAGCAGGGCAAAGGACUGGUGGACAAAGGACAAGGGGCAGUACAUCAUCCAUCAACAUCCAAUCCUCAGGCUUCUUCCUCUCCCCUGUCUUCCUCCUACGGACCCUUAGGGCUUUUCAGCAUGGAGGGGCAGCGCUCUCCCUCUCCACAGUUUUCUCCACAGAGACUCAGCGACAAACCUCCAGUCUAUCUUCAUGAUGACGAAUCAAACAGGGUGGAGCAUUUGAUACAAAACCAGAAAACCGCAGCGAGAAAAGUUCCCAUUAGGAUUGUACACUCGGAAGGAAUAGAGGAGAAGGAAAACUCUCCAUUUCUCCAGCAAAGUCCCCUCCCUCACAGCGAAGCUGAGGACCAAAGUGUGGCCAGGUUCAGCACUCCGCCAGCUCUGGGACAGGACUCUGUUUUCUGUGCCUUUACUCGACAGAGGGAGCCUGAAAAUACUCCAGAUACUGAGAUGCAGCAAGCUGCUCAGAGAGAGCCGUACAUGACCACCGUGGAAGAUCAUUCAAGCUUCAACAGCGAGGAGCCCAGCAGCAGGCGAGAAACCACAGGACUGAGUGAAAAGGAGGAUCAGAAGAGAGAGGAGCUGGCGAGGGACAUCAUGGGGAAGGAUAAAUCACUUGCUGAUAUUCUGGAUCAGAGUAAGAUGAUGACCACAAUGGACUUGAUGGAGGGGAUCUUCCCUCAGGGGGAGCAGCUGUUAGACGGAGCCCACCAGCGCAGGAAGGUGCAGACGAAGCAGACUAACGUUCGGCCCAUCGAAGAGAGGGAAAAAGAGGAAAACAUGGCAGCGGCCCUCACCAUGGUGACCAGUUCAACAUACUACAGCACCUCUGCUCCCAAAGCUGAGCUGCUGAUCAAAAUGAAGGACAUGCAGGAUCAGGAUGAGGAGGAAGACUCCGAGGAUGAACUGGACAUUGGUUUGAACAACAAGAAGCAAGAGCUGAUCGACAGCCUCAGUAAGAAGCUCCAGGUGCUGCGAGAAGCUAAAGAGAGCCUUCUUGAGGACAUCCUGGACAACAACGCUCUGGGAGACGAGGUGGAAGCCCAGGUACAGCAGGUGUGCCGGCCAAAUGAGCUGGAAAAGUUCAGGAUGUUUGUCGGGGACUUGGACAAGGUGGUGAGCCUGCUGCUGUCCCUCUCAGGCCGCCUGGCCAGGGUGGAAAACGCCCUCAACAACCUGGAGGAGGAAGCUACACCUGAGGAGAGGCGUACGUUGAUUGAGAAGAGGAAGCUUUUGAUCCGACAACAUGAGGAUGCAAAGGAGCUGAAGGAAAACCUGGACCGUAGGGAACGUGUAGUUCAGGACAUCUUGGCUAACUACCUGCCAGAGCACAGCCUUACAGAUUAUGAACACUUUGUGAAGAUGAAGUCUGCGCUCAUCAUCGAGCAGCGUAAGCUCGAGGACAAAAUCAAACUUGGUGAGGAACAGCUUACAUGUCUGAUAGACAGCCUGUCCAUAGAGCAAAGACUGGCCUUGUAAAAAAUAAAUAAAAGAUGGUCAUAAAACACAUUAACUGACCAGCUGUAAAAGUUUAGUCAUGUGGCGUCAGGUUUCAGUUCAGUCCUGUCACCAGCAGAGGGAGACAGAGAUCAGAACCUGCAGAUGAAAAGCCUGUCUGGAACAAAGGAAUAUUGUUCUUUCCUGUUUGCUUCACCACUUCACGUUUUUGCUGUAUUGAUUUGGACCGGACCGUUUGGACCGAAUCCAUCUCUGAGCAACGCUUUCUUCAAAGAUAGUGCUCCUUGUUGCAUCCACCAACCACUAUAUCCAACAGUCUAAGCGCCAUUUUUACUUUGUCUUUGUUUUCCUAGUAAUUUAUUGUAGCCUUUUGAAUCUGCAAAAAGGAGGAGGACGGUGUUUUGUCAUCCGUUAAUCUGAGCAGCCAUGCUGCCUGAUGUGUGUUACAGUAUUUAUCAUGUUCUGUGUUUGUUUUAUCACAUGAUCUAUAAAAAUCCUAAUAUUUCAGGUUACAUUAUUGCAACGCCCUUACACAUAGACACUAGUAGCCUUUUCAACAGAGGUUUUGUGGCCUUGCCUUUCUCACUGAAGAAUUUUUUUCUUCACCCAACAGAAGAAGCAUAUCUGAUUCUGACUUGAAAUAAACUUCCUGUUUGCAGUGAUUGUAGAAACAUCACUUUCAACACCUUCACUCAGUGCUGUUCUUUUUAUUCACAUUACCAACCUGUUUGUUGAUUAUUACCACUUAUAUAUUGACCAAGUGUUUUAUAUAAUUUGUCUUAUGACUUCAGUGUGCUUUGUUACACACAAUGUAGAAACUGAAUGCACAUUUACAAUUGUUACUUGAAUAGUUCUAUAAAAGUUGUUUAGGUGCAGCUUCUUGCAGCCAAAUAUGAGACACAUUACUAAGCAAUUCGACUGUUCAAAUGUUAAAACUGUUCGGCUUUGUGGGUUAAAUCAAGCUGCCAGGUGUAAAGCCUGAUGGAAGACGUUUGUUUCGCAGGUACCGAGUCUGCUGCAGUUUCACACGCUUCAUGCGCUGCUGCAUCCUGACACUAAACACUUCAUCAGUUGUGCUCCCUCAUAUAAAAUAAAGAGUCUGCUGAAAUCA